AUGUAUGGCAGUGAAAUAUGGCCCGUAACCCAAAAGAACGUGCAUACCAUCCAAGUUGCCGAAAUGAAGAUGCUGAGGUGGAUGUGCGGUAUAACCAGGCUCGAUAAAAUCCGCAACGAGUACGUACGAGGAAGCCUGGCUGUUCGCGACAUUGCUGAAAAAAUGCAGGAAAGUAGGCUGCGAUGGUAUGGACACGUGAAGAGAAAGCCGCCUGAUUACGUCGGAAACCUGGCACUGCAACUUUCUAUUCCUGGUCGAAGGGGCAGAGGCAGACCAAGGAAGGGAUGGGAAGAUGUUGUUAUUAGGGACAUGAUAGAGUGUGAGGUCUCUGAAGACGAUGUCCGGGACAGGAUAAAGUGGCGGACAAAAAUAGGGAAAGCUGACCCCACCACCAUGUGGGAUAUAUAGCCAGGAAGAG
Molecule: messenger RNA, 418 nt
Organism: Achroia grisella
Lineage: Eukaryota; Metazoa; Arthropoda; Insecta; Lepidoptera; Pyralidae
Exons: 1
Coding region: 1-408 (135 amino acids)
Source: RefSeq, a predicted model, not a curated record